Messenger RNA from Ordospora colligata OC4, 939 nucleotides. RefSeq names its product tRNA pseudouridine synthase domain-containing protein. The record is from RefSeq and is a predicted model, not a curated record. The coding region runs from base 1 to 939 and encodes 312 amino acids. The transcript has a single exon. NCBI's taxonomy places the organism in Eukaryota, Fungi, Microsporidia, Ordosporidae. Gene Ontology annotation, biological process: tRNA pseudouridine synthesis; mRNA pseudouridine synthesis. Gene Ontology annotation, molecular function: pseudouridine synthase activity; RNA binding. Gene Ontology annotation, cellular component: nucleus; cytoplasm.
AUGCUGAACGACUAUUACGAAUAUUUACAAACAUUGGACAAAGACAAGCUAAUUGAAUUUCUAUACCAGCCAAAAGUACACAAAAAAACAUUUACAGGCAUUUGCAUGCGAAUGGUUGCUUUAAAAAUAUCUUAUGAUGGAAGGAAAUACAGUGGAGUGGCCAGGCAGUUUGGAAAACAGACAAUUGAUGGAUAUAUUUCGAAUGCACUUGAGAUAACAGGACUUGGAAGUAAGCUUGUGUAUGCAGGACGGACAGAUGCAGGAGUUAGUGCAGUAGGAAUGAUAGCUUCAGUACAUGUUGUGUCAAGAAUAGCCAAUCCAAGCAGAGGAUAUACGCUUGGAGAUGAAGAUCACAAGGAAUACAGAUACGACUUGAUUUUGAAUACAUACCUUCCUGAAGACAUUCGUGUGAUUGGAUGGGCGCCUGUUCCUGAUGACUUCAGUGCAAGGUUUACAUGCAUACAGCGACAGUACAGGUAUUAUUUUCACAAAGAUAGUCUUGAUUUGAGCAAGAUGCAGGACUCAACACAUAGAAUCAAGGGGAUGACGAAUUUCUACUAUUUUUGCAAGCAUUCAGACAAGAAUGCCUUGUAUGAACGAACCAUAGACGAAUGCAGAAUCAUUGAUGAUGGUGAUAUGUAUUAUUUGGAUAUCAAGGCACGUGCAUUCCUGCAUAACAUGGUUAGGAAGAUAAUAUGGGCAAUUCUAAAAGAUGGACGAGGUGAAGCAUAUGAUGAGAAGCGGAUUGGCUUAGAAGAGCCGUAUCCUCUGGUGUUUUACAAUGCAAUCUAUCCGGAGGAGCUGCAAUUUAUCAUGGAUCAACGUUGUAAUAUGCUGUUUGACCAACAGAUAAGAGAUGCCCGAAUUAGAUGCAAAAUAGCAAAGCUAAGAUUUGAGCAUAGUUGUCAAGGAUUAUUUAUGGACUUCGGUGAUGAAUAA